Molecule: messenger RNA, 367 nt
Organism: Odontomachus brunneus
Lineage: Eukaryota; Metazoa; Arthropoda; Insecta; Hymenoptera; Formicidae
Exons: 1
Source: RefSeq, a predicted model, not a curated record
AUACAAGUUCCAAAUCAAUUAAGUCGGUUAACAAGAUCAUUAGGAGACAGGCAUCAAUGGAAAGCAAAAGAAUGGGAAAAUUGGUUACUAUAUUAUAGUGUACCUCUACUUGAGACUGUGGUAGAUAACAAAGUUCUGCAACAUUGGUUAUUAUUAGUAGAAAGUUUGUACGGCCUUUUAGGAACAUCAUUAUCUAUUGCACAAUUAGACAUAAUUGAUGAGUCAUUACAUAAGUUUGUACUACAUGUAGAAAUAAUGUACGGCAAACGUGCAAUGACAUAUAAUGUACAUCAAUUAUUACAUAUUAGUAAAAGUGUAUAUAAUUGGGGUCCAUUAUGGUGUCAUUCCACGUUUCCAUUUGAAUCAG